Bombyx mori (domestic silkworm) is the source of this 390-nucleotide messenger RNA. RefSeq names its product chorion class high-cysteine HCA protein 12-like. The record is from RefSeq and is a predicted model, not a curated record. Lineage: Eukaryota; Metazoa; Arthropoda; Insecta; Lepidoptera; Bombycidae. The transcript is spliced from 2 exons. Bases 1 to 390 code for a protein of 129 amino acids.
AUGUUUACCUUCGCUAUUCUCCUUCUCUGCGUGCAGGGCUGCCUGAUCCAAAAUGCGUACGGUCAGUGCUGUGGCUGUGGAUGCGGUGGUGGUUGCGGUUGCGGUUGCUAUGGCGGCGAGGGCGACGGUAAUGUGAACGUCUGCGGUGAACUGCCCGUCUGUGGUGAAACCUGUGUCUGUGGCCGCGUGCCCAUCUGCGGUAGUGUUUGCUACGGGGGCCCUGCCUGUGCUAGUGGCUGUGUCUCUAUCUGUGGACGUUGCUGCGGAUGCGGAUGCGGCUGUGGAGGCUGCGGUGGAUGCGGGUGUGGCUGUGGAGGCUGUGGAGGCUGCGGUGGAUGCGGAUGCGGCUGCGGAGGAUGCGGAUGCGGACGUAGAUGUUGUUGCUGCUAA